GUUUUUUCCCUUUUCAAAAGUUCUAGAAAGUCACAUUAAACAGUCUUGCAUAAAUAUAACAUGAGUGCCAAGUAAAUUUCUGUGAUUGUUGUUGUUGACCUGUUUCUCUCAGUUUGUUUGACUCACCACCAUGGCAGAAGAUCCUUUUCAAUGUAGACUGAACUUUUUAUCACUAUUAGAUAAACUUAAUGCAUCGCAGCAGUCUAUAACCAAAGUUGCAGCGUAUGCCAUGAGAUAUAGAAAAUUAUCAGAAGAUCUGUAUAGCUGUUUAUUAGAAGAACUUGAACAGGCGUCCUUAAACGCUAGGCUAAAUAUAAUAUAUGUGCUUGAUGCCAUAUUCACCGCCAGUCAAAAAUCAAAAUAUUCAGGCUAUCUAGACUUGACACGACCCGAUUUACCUCGCAUCGUCAAUGCAGUAGUGGCGAAUGGGCCAGGAGUUGUCAAUAUACCCAAUACACAGAAGAUUUUGGCAAACUGGAAAAGGAAAGGCUAUUUUGACAGUAAAGAACUUGAAGAAGCAGAAAAGGCAUUAUUAGAAUUAGCAUCAAGCAUUAGCACGCAUACAGAAAAAACCCUUACAUCAGAAACUUUCUCGAAAGAAGAUGUUCUGCGUCGAAUGGAAGAAGAUAGGGAAAGGCAUAAACGUAUGAAAGAAGAGAUUUGGAUCAGACCAGCAGAUGAGAGUAAGGAUGCUGAAUUUGAAGAGUUUUGGGAAGAUAUCGAUGCAUUGGAUCUUGAAAAAGACUAUGGAUAUAUGAUGACGCAGAAUAAAUUACGGCUACCAGAUUUUCCAUGGCACACUAUUCUAGAACAGGACCUCGAGCAGCAACCACGAGAACGGUCGCCUGGAUCAGCAGCAAUAGAUACUGCUUGAUAGAACCAAAAAGAUUAUUAUAUUUAUAUCAGAUAUUUGGGUUUAUAUCGUUUUUAUCGAAAUGCUGAACUACUGUAACUUUUUUUUUAAAUAAAAAAAGAAUUUAUUGAAGAUAUUUCGAAAAGGCAAUGGAAAGACUUUCCUGUUGGACGUAGCUUUUAAAGCCACAUGAAGGCUUAUCAAGGUCAAUUUUGUCCUGUUUAUAUGGCAUACUGGAUGGGGGAGAGAAGACUUUCAGAC
Molecule: messenger RNA, 1114 nt
Organism: Mycotypha africana
Lineage: Eukaryota; Fungi; Mucoromycota; Mucoromycetes; Mucorales; Mycotyphaceae
Product: CTD kinase subunit gamma CTK3-domain-containing protein
Exons: 5
Coding region: 131-874 (247 amino acids)
Biological process (GO): positive regulation of transcription by RNA polymerase I; positive regulation of DNA-templated transcription, elongation
Cellular component (GO): CTDK-1 complex
Source: RefSeq, a predicted model, not a curated record